CGCGCCGACCACGUCGGGCCGCGACCCGGGGACCUCUGCCGCGGCGCCAUGGCCUCGGAGUCGGUGAAGGUGGUGGUGCGCUGCCGUCCCAUGAACCAGCGGGAGCGGGAGCUGAACUGCCAGCCCGUGGUGACGGUGGACUCGGCGCGCGGCCAGUGCUCCAUCCAGAACCCGGGCGCCCCCGACGAGCCGCCCAAGCAGUUCACCUUCGACGGCGCCUACUACGUGGACCACUUCACCGAGCAGAUCUACAACGAGAUCGCCUACCCGCUGGUGGAGGGUGUCACCGAGGGCUACAACGGCACCAUCUUUGCCUACGGCCAGACGGGCAGCGGGAAGUCCUUCACCAUGCAGGGCCUGCCGGACCCACCUUCCCAGAAAGGCAUCAUCCCCAGGGCCUUCGAGCACGUUUUCGAGAGUGUCCAGUGUGCAGAGAACACCAAGUUCCUGGUCCGGGCCUCCUACCUGGAGAUCUACAAUGAGGACAUCCGUGACCUGCUGGGGGCUGACACCAAGCAGAAGCUGGAGCUGAAGGAGCACCCGGAGAAGGGGGUGUACGUGAAGGGGCUCUCCAUGCACACGGUGCACAGCGUGGCCCAGUGUGAGCGUGUCAUGGAGACGGGCUGGAAGAACCGCUCGGUGGGCUAUACGCUGAUGAACAAGGACUCCUCGCGCUCCCACUCCAUCUUCACCGUCAGCAUCGAGAUCUACGCUGUGGAUGAGUGGGGCAAGGACCACCUCCGGGCUGGCAAGCUGAACCUGGUGGACCUGGCGGGCAGCGAGCGGCAGUCCAAGACAGGUGCCACAGGGGUGCGGCUCAAGGAGGCCACCAAGAUCAACCUGUCACUGUCGGCCCUGGGCAAUGUCAUCUCAGCCCUGGUGGACGGGCGCUGUAAACACAUCCCCUACCGGGACUCGAAGCUGACGCGGCUGCUACAGGACUCGCUGGGUGGCAACACGAAGACGCUGAUGGUGGCCUGCCUGUCACCUGCAGACAACAACUACGACGAGACGCUCAGCACACUGCGCUAUGCCAACCGGGCCAAGAAUAUCAAGAACAAGCCGCACGUCAACGAGGACCCCAAGGAUGCCCUCCUGCGCGAGUACCAGGAGGAGAUCAAGAAGCUGAAGGCCAUCCUGGCCCAGCAGAUGGGCCCCGGCAACCUGUCAGCCCUGCUGUCCAGUCAAGUCCCCCAAAACCCAGUCCAGACUGAGGAGAAGCUGAUGCCCCCGCCUGUGAUCCAGUCUAACACAGAGGCCGAGAAGCAGCUGAUCCGGGAGGAGUACGAGGAGCGCCUGGCCCGGCUGAGGGCCGACUACGAGGCGGAGCAGGAGUCCCGGGCCCGGCUGGAGGAGGACAUCACUGCCAUGCGCAACUCCUACGAUGUGAAGCUGUCCACGCUGGAGGAGAACCUGCGAAAGGAGACAGGCUCAGUUCUACGUACUCCUCAGGACAGCCCAGCAGAGGCUGUCCUCAAGGUGGAGGUCCUCAAGGCGCAGGGCACGACCAGGGCCGAGUUUGCCAACAGGUCUGAGUCCUUCCCCGCGUUCCACUAUGAGAUGGCCGUGAAACCCGAGGUCUACUCCAUGCCGCGCCCUCUGCCCAGCGAGGAUGUCUCCAGGCCUGAGGUUUCUCGCGGGUUCGAGGAGCUGCGCACGGCGGAGACCUCCAAGUCUGACGUGUCUGUGGGGUCUGAGGAGUCUUCCAGGCUCGAGGAGACCUCCGUGUCCGAGGCCUGCCCUGGGCCUCAGGAGCCUUCCCGCGUGGGGUUCUCCGUGCCCGAGGCGGAGGCCGAGAGCAGACACCUUCCAGAGCAUUCCGUCAGCUGGGAGGCCGUGGACCCCGCGCUGCAGACGGGGUCGGUCCCCGAGGAGGAGCAGCCCUCGCUCACAGCGCUGGGGCUGUUACCCCGCCUGCACGACCCAUUUGCCGAGGUGGAAGCCAAGCUGGCCAGGCUCUCCUCCGCGGUGGCUGUGCCCGAAGCGCCCCAGGCAGACACAGCCAAGCCCCCCGCACAGGUAGCCGAUGUCACACGGGACGCCACGUGGAAGCACCCCUCCCUGACGGAUCUGCUGGGGCCUAGUGUGGAUCUGCUGGGGCCUAGUGUUGUUAGGUCUGAAGCUGAGUCAGCUGACUGCCUCCUGCCCAGGCCUAAAGCACAAGAGGCCAUGGGGAACGAGAGGAAGGCUUUAAAUCGACCCACGUGUGUGGAGAGAGAAAACUAUCUGCCACCCUCUGGACUGGAUCGCUGGGAGGUUGACCAGGGCCCAGAAGUGGCCGAGGAGAUGAUGUUGACAGCAGAGCCUGGCAUAACGGCCGAGGCUGAGGCCCAGGUGGCCUUGGAGGCUCAGCCUCAGCCCAUGCUGGGCAUGACCAGUGUGAGAAGGGACAGUGUGGGCGUGGAGGUGACGGUGCUGACUGACGACCUGCUGCCUGUCGUGGACCAGCAGCAGGUGCUUGCCCGUCUGCAGCUGUUGGAGCAGCAAGUGGUGGGGGGCGAGCAGGCCAAGAACAAGGACCUGAAGGAGAAGCACAAGCGGCGGAAACGGUACGCGGACGAGCGCAAGAAGCAGCUGGUGGCGGCCCUGCAGACCUCGGACGAGGACGGCGGCGACUGGGUGCUGCUCCGCGUCUACGACUCCAUCCAGGAGGAAGUGCGGGCCAAGAGCAAGCUGCUGGAGAAGAUGCAGAGGAAGCUCCGGGCGGCAGAGGUGGAGAUCAAAGACCUGCAGUCAGAGUUCCAACUGGAGAAGAUCGAUUACUUGGCCACCAUCCGCCGGCAGGAGCGUGACUCCAUGCUCUUCCAGCAGCUGCUGGAGCAGGUGCAGCCCCUCAUCCGGCGGGACUGCAACUACAGCAACCUGGAGAAGAUACGGCGCGAGUCCUGCUGGGACGAGGAUAAUGGCUUCUGGAAGAUCCCCGAGCCCAUCAUCCUGAAAACCAGCCUCCCAGUAGCAGUUCCAACAGGGCCACAGAACAAGGCAGUCCGCAAAAGCUCUGCAGCAGACAACGGGGAACCAGGCACGCAGGAAGAAGACCGCUACAAGCUGCUGCUCAGCCGCAGCGACAGUGAAAACAUUGCCAGUAACUACUUCCGGUCCAGGAGAGCCAGCCAGAUCCUCAGCAUGGACCCCAUGAAGAGCCUCCCGCAUCACAGCUCGCCCCCCGGCCUCAGCUCCCCACUCAGCAACACUGCUGCCGUCUCGCCUACCCAGGCCCCCGAAAUGCCCCAGCCCCGGCCCUUCCGCCUGGAGUCCCUUGACAUCCCCUUCACCAAGGCCAGGCGUAAGAAAAGCAAAAGCAGCUUUGCCAGUGAGCCUCUGUGAACACGGCCUCCUGCUGCUGCCCUGCCUUGGGGCUUCCGUGAGACUGCCAGGCCCCCCAGGGCAGCCCCAGCCAGGCCUCCAACCCCCUGCCCCCAGGGUGUGCAGACGCCCGAGGGGGUCCUUGCCCUGGGAAGAGGCUUUCCCUUCCCUGUCACCCGUCCUCACAGAGGUGCGCUCCGACUCCCCACACCACAACAGUGUUCCAUCUGCUCACCUGUC
Messenger RNA from Ailuropoda melanoleuca (giant panda), 3546 nucleotides. RefSeq names its product kinesin family member 17 (gene KIF17). The transcript is spliced from 17 exons. Gene Ontology annotation, molecular function: microtubule binding; ATP binding; microtubule motor activity. The record is from RefSeq and is a predicted model, not a curated record. Gene Ontology annotation, biological process: microtubule-based movement. The coding region runs from base 49 to 3327 and encodes 1092 amino acids. NCBI's taxonomy places the organism in Eukaryota, Metazoa, Chordata, Mammalia, Carnivora, Ursidae.